GGACCUCCCUCUUUGUGCUGCCGCCUCCGUAGGCUGUCCUGUCCGCCCGGAGAAACCCCAGCCUGGCUGCGACGAGGGCGGAGCUGCCCUGGCUGUCACAAAGACAUGUUUCAUUUAAAAAACUAGCCACUACGCUACGUACUGUCUCUAUUUACACGGCUUUCUUUGGGCUUAACAUCGACGACAGAGCGCUCGUUCAGCCGACUCGAGCAGAAGCAGGAUGCCGGUGAAAGGCGGAGGAAGACUGGCCUCUUACCCGAGCAAGAGCGAAAAUGUCGGAAGCUCGGGGAUGGAGGAGAUGGUGUGGGAGCAGUACUCCGUGACUCUGCAGCGGGACACUAAGAUGGGUUUCGGCAUCGCGGUGUCAGGUGGGCGUGACAACCCCAACGUGGACAAUGGUGAGACGUCCAUCAUCGUGUCAGACGUGCUGCAGGGGGGCCCAGCAGACGGAUUACUCUUUGAGAAUGAUCGUGUCAUUCAGGUCAACUCCAUCCCCAUGGACAACGUGCCUCAUUCCUUCGCUGUGCAGUCCCUCCGUAAAUGUGGUAAAGUGGCUAAAAUAACAGUGAAGAGACCCCGUAAGUCGGCAGUGCACUCACAGAAGCAGCCUCCCUCCCCAGGUGCAGAGAGUCGGGCGUACACCCCCUCCAAUCACUACUACGACGCCGACAAUGACAACAGCUGGUACCGCGACCAGGACCGUGAACACAUCUCAGACAGCAAAGCAUACCUGGACCCCGAGUACGGGGGGGGGCGGGACACCAACCAGAGAGGGAGGAGCCGUGGGCGGAGCCAGGAGAGGAGCUCCCCCAGCCCCGACAGACCAAGGAGGGACGGCAGCCGGGGGCGGGCCCUGGACAGCAGCGCAGACCGCCAGAGGUACCACAGCCGAGGACGCAGCCCCGGGGAGGGGUCCCGCACCGAGGACAAGAACGAGAGAGGAGAAGGAGGGGGAGGAAAAGGGGGGAGGUAUAAGAGCAGGGACCGGCUCAAUGACAACCCUCCAUCCCCAGAACCUUCCAGAGAGCUGGAGCCGCUGGACAAACCCGUCAACGUGCUUCUGGUGAAGAACAGAGCCAGCGAGGAGUACGGGCUGCGCCUUGGGAGUCAGAUCUUCAUCAAACAGAUGACCAGCACGGGCCUGGCUGCCAAAGACGGGAACCUGCAGGAGGGAGACAUCAUCCUGAAGAUUAACGGGACGGUGACGGAGAACCUCUCACUGCACGAUGCGGGGAAGCUGAUAGAGAAGUCGAGGGGGAAGCUGCAGCUGGUGGUGCAGAGAGACAGCCGUCAGAUCCUCGUCCGCAUCCCCCCCCUCGCAGACUCUGACUCUGAUAACGACGACAUAUCAGAGAUGGAGUCAUACCAUUCCUAUUCCCCUCCAGAGGAGAGGAGGUCCCGCCAGUCUGACCUGUCCUCCCACUCUUCUAAUGAAAGAGACAACCCCAGGGAAGAACCCAUGAAGACAGCCAAGAUGUCCGCCAUGGCCUCCCCCUUCAGAGUCCCUGAAGACCCCCAUGCCUCCACAGAGCUGAACAGAGAGUCGGGGCACCAAGAGCAGCCUCCAGUUGCCAUAACAACCACACCAAAGAUUCUCCUCCGACCAAGUCCAGAAGAUGAAAAAAUAUAUGGGCCCAACACGGUGAUGGUGAAUUUCCAGAAGGGGGACAGUGUGGGGCUGAGGCUGGCAGGAGGAAAUGAUGUGGGCAUCUUCAUCGCCAGUGUUCAAGAGGGCAGUCCUGCCGAGAAGGAGGGUCUGCACAUAGGGGACCAAAUCCUAAAGGUGAACAAUGUGGAUUUUCAAGGAGUAGUGAGAGAGGAAGCCGUGCUCUUCCUCUUGGAGAUUCCUAAAGGGGAAAUGGUCACCAUCCUGGCUCAGAGCAAACCUGACGUCUAUAAUGAUAUCUUGGUGUCGGGGCGUGGAGACUCCUUCUUCAUCCGGACGCACUUUGAGUAUGAGAAGGAGACCCCUCAGAGCCUGGCCUUCAGCCGGGGGGACGUCUUCAAGGUGGUGGAUACGCUGUACGACGGGAAGCUGGGCAACUGGCUGGCUGUCCGAGUGGGCAAGGACAAGCAGCUGCUGGAGAAGGGCCUCAUCCCCAACAAGAGCAGAGCGGAGCAGAUGGCCAAUGUGCAGAGUGCUCAUAAAGCAGUGGCGGGCGAUCGUGCAGACUUCUGGAGGUUGCGAGCUCAGCGCUCUGUGAAGAGGAAGGACCUGAGGAAGAGCAGGGAGAACCUGAGCGCUCAGACCCUGGCCACCCGCUUCCCAGCAUACGAACGGGUGGUGCUGCGAGAAGCUGGUUUCCGCCGCCCCGUGGUUCUGUUCGGGCCCAUCGCUGACGCUGCCAAUGAGAAGCUGGCCUCCGAGAUGCCCGACCUGUUUGUGGUUGCCAAAACCGAGCCGAAAGACGCCGGAUCAGAGAAGUCCUCCGGAGUGGUUCGCCUCAACACCAUCCGACAAAUCAUCGAGCAGGACAAGCACGCCCUGCUGGAUGUGACCCCCAAGGCAGUGGACACCCUGAACUACACCCAGUGGUACCCCAUUGUCAUCUUCUUCAACCCAGACAGCAAGCAUGGCAUUAAGACCAUGAGACAGAGGAUCGCCCCUAACUCCAACCGCAGCGCCCGCAAACUCUACGAACAGGCCGUCAAACUGAGGAAGACCUGCGCUCACUUGUUCACUGCCACCGUUGAUCUGAACUCAGCCAACGACGCCUGGUACGGCAGCGUCAAAGACUCCAUCAGAGGGCAGCAGAUGCAGGCGGUGUGGGUUUCUGACGGCAAGCUGGAGACAGUAGAGAGUGAUCUGGACUGCCAGGACGUGGAGCGUCUGUCCUUCCUGUCCGCCAUGUCCGCUGACUACCUCAGCAUGGACAGCCGGCUGACCUCUGACCUCGAAGACACCGCCGACGAGGGCGGGACCUACACCGACAACGAGCCGGAUGUGGAGAUGAUGCACAUCUCAGCCAUCAGCCGCUCGUCUGAACCCGUCACAGCUGAGGAGAUCUUACGCAGGUACAGUCCAGACAUCCGGAGUCGCUUAAGGAAACUGAGCAGCCGUGAAGUCCUCAGCAGGUCCAGUCCUCCACCUGUCUUCUCACCAGAUGGCAAGGUGAAACUGUCUCUGAGGGACGAUCCGGCCACUUUAUCAGGAUCAACUAACCCACACCAUCACCACCGUCAGCACCACCCUCCACCCCCCAGCUCCAGCAGAAGUUACGAUUCUCCCUCCAGCAGCAGCCCGGCCAGCAGCAACAAUGACCCACCCCCACUCAUCCCCCGUUCAGCAGCUUCCUCCGGCCCGCUGCCCCUGCCUCCGGCUCACCACUUUAACUCCUGCAGCAAAAUGUGGCCUGUGGGAGCGCCUCAACCCCCCCCCAUUCUUAGGUCCAGCAGUUGUGGGGGCACGGCAGAGGCUACAGUGCACCCCCCCGGGGCUCUGCCCGGUGCCCUGGCAGCCUGCAGGCAGCAGCAGGAGGAGGCGGCGCAGGACAGCCCUGGGGAGGACCCCUCCCUCAGGUCCUUCUAUGGGAAGAUCAAGGCCUUCGAAAAGAUGGAUCACUUCGCCCGGGCCCAGAGGAUCCUGGAGCUGCAGGAGGCGCAGAGUGCCAGGGUGGGCAGAGCUCUUUGUUCCUAUUGGCCAGAUACUACAGUAUCAGGAGAUGGAAAUGGCUCAGAAGCACCCCGACAUCUACGCCGUUCCUCUGAAGGCGGCCAAGUUGGAGCACAGCCGCCCUCAGCCUAUCGGGUAGGCUCACUACUGCAUACGCCUCGCUGUCCAGCUCCCGUCCUGGACCCCAGACUCCUCCGUCCUCCAGGGAGGGGCGUCCCUUCUGCCCCAGCGAGGAGGAUGUGAAGGAGGAGGCAGCGCCUGAAUACUACACCGCCAACUCCUUCCAGUACCAGGACACCCAGCUGUAGCUGUCCUGGACACAUGUUCAUGCACUGCAGCUGCAGUCUCUAACACAUCCAUGCCAUCAUGCCCUGCACAAUAAGCUGCUGACUCUGAACUGACUCUUGCUUCUUUGAUAUUAAAGGACAAAAACUUUUAUUUUUGAUUCACAGAAGUUUAAGCAAUCUCACUAUCCAUUUGGAUAGGAACACUGUCCUCACUUAACUUGUUAUGUUUAUCUAAUGGUUUCUUUAUUCUUUAGCACUUUUAAAGGGUAAACUGAGUAAUCAGGAACCACUUGUUUUCUUGCCUAUGCAACUCUUCAGUUCGUGCACAGCAACUGAAACGUAUUGCCACGAGUUUUGUCCUCACGAAAACCUCAACAAACCUAAAAACCACAAUGCGCUUUAUCACAUCUCUCCCCAUCUUUUUCAAGCUACUAUUAUUGCCAGCUACGAUCAAUAAAUGUUACCUAUAUAUUAUGAUAUUCAACGUACAUAUGUAUAUAUAUAUAUGCACAGUAUACAUAUGUAUUUAAAGUCAAGUGUUUAUACUCUGUCUUUGCAUUCCUUCGUAUAUGACAAUGCCUGUGUAUACAUACAGUAUAUAUCUAUAUAUAGUCUAUCUAGUUACACUGGAAUUUGUAAUAAUUUUUUGAAGUGCCUUUUACUUUCUCAGUCCCAUGAGGUUCGGGUUGUGUUUCCUCUGCCCCUCAGCCGCCCAGCCGUAUUAAAACCUCUGCUGCUGUCAAGCUUAAAGGGAAACCAGGGAACCAGUGACACCAAAAUCUCAAUGCUGAGCCCAUACACCACACACUGUACUGUCAGGAUUUAGAAAGAGCUAACACUGUCUGACCGCUAGAAUCCAUCCACAGCGAUAUCAGUUUGAGACUUUACGUGUAGAUAAUGAGAGUAGUUCAAAAGUGUUAUCUGUAAAGGCCCGGUCACUCCGGGAUUAAGGUGGCAAAUCAACAGAUUUCAAUAGAAGCUGCAAAAUGUGCGGAAUAGCUCGCAGGGUUAGGAGUUCAAGUUUAGUGAAAUCAAGCAUUAACAAAUAGUGAAUUGUUUGUUUCAACAAGCUGAUCUUUGAAGGAAAUUAGGUUCAGAUUGUCUAAAGAAAAAAGAGGCUAUCAUAGCUUGUUAGCUCUGUUACAGUUUUUAUAUAUACUUAUGAGGCAAAGGCUUGCAACAACACAAAUUAUUUCUGUUGCAGCCCUACUGUUUCCCCCUUGGCAUAUUGGCAACAGCUAUAGGAGCUUGGUACUGUAGACAGUUACUGCAUCACCAAGCUGCAAGAUAAACUCAUUUAAAUGCGGCUUGCAAUACAUUGAGCUGAGCCCUAUCUGGUGUGACCGGGCCUAAUCAUUGCUUUUCGUCAUUGUUUCCUUCUUUGGUGCUCAGCAGUCAUUGCUGUUCUGCUUUAGUACCGUCCAGCCAAAAAGGGUUUGCCAGUUUGAACUGAGCGGCCAGUAGCGAGAUGUCUUUAGCCUGGGAUUGUUUUGUUGGUUGACUUUCUGCAGGUGAUGCCCUUUUCUGUCUGUUCAGCCAUGGAGGCUAUCACUGCCUAUGCUAACAACCCUGUUAAAUGAUACGGUUGGUGACAUUCUACAUUUUUCUUAUUGUCAACAAAUCCCAUGUGCAGACCCAAACCAACAAUGAAUGUAUCCACUAACAAGUAUUGUGUGUGUAUCCAACACCUGAUACUGAAUCUCUUAUUUCUCUGUGCCAUAGAGCUCUAAUGUUGGUCACAAAACUGUAAGAGGCUCGACCAGAGCAGCAAGAGUGGAUUAAUCCGCUGCUGAACAUACUGCAGUCCCCAACAAAUGCACUAUUUCCUCCUGUUUGAAAAAUAACUAAUGUGUUCAGUUCUUUGAAAAUAAUAAACUAUAUAUUUGUGAGCUUUUGUAAUAUAUAUAUUUAUGUCUUCAGAAGGAACCAGACAGUAUUGAGUUGUGGACUAAGGCAGUGUUGAUGUCGCUUUUUGGGACAAUAAGAAGAAUUUGGAAUAACACCAGCCUUAUUUUCUAAAGCUGUUUCCCAUUUUUGAUACUUGAAGCCUGAAUAGAGUGGUGCAAGAAAGAGUCCUAAAACCAGGAAAUUAGUUUCACGUCACGUUCCCUCGUCUCAAAGUCAACGUUUUUGGGUCAUAUUUUUAGUCUGACGCUUAAGAAAUGUUCAUACUUUGUUCUACGACAUAAAAUACAUCAGUGAAUACCCCACUGGUAAAUGUUGGAGGCUUUUAUGUGUUUUAAAAACUGGUUGCAAUCAAGUGACUAAAUGAAACUACUAAACAUCAUCACAUCAAACAUUAGCCGCCUUUAGCUUAGCGGUGGUGACUCGCAGCCAUGUGACCGUUGUGAAGCUUGUUUAUAGCCUAUUGUUAGCUUUUAACAUCUGCCGAUUGCAUUUGUGCUUCAAAAAUCAUAAAGAGUUUUUAAAAUGUAGAGAUUAUCCUGCUGAAAUGUGUGUUUGCCACAGAUCUGCCCUUCUGAUGCUCACUCCCUGGUUCCUACACAAAUACAUCAUCCUGCACCACUCUGUGACGGUGCAGCAGGGUCAGCCCACUGAAGGUUUAGCUGAAGUACCCCCUAAGCUGGGGUGGGUAUCCAACCCUGUCUGAAGGCUCUCAAGUGAGAGACAUCUUCUUUUAUUAGUCCAAAGCAGACGAUAUGACUUCCUGUGUGCCAGCAGACAUGUAUCUACACAGGCCUAUCACACAGGCCUGUCACACAGGGGGAGCAGCAAACACAGGAUAAUGUGCUGGCUCUAUCAUUUGAGUUUGUACCAGUAUCCACAGAGUGUAUUCAAUCACGUACAAAGGUCUUGAGCUAGAAGGAAACGUGUGAAGCCACAGAUGGGGUGUGUGUGUGGUGGAGGCAGUUCUCUUUGGGCUCCACCAUCAGUGUGUAUGAAUGGUGUCCCACAUGUUUCAAAUAUGCUUGAUUGUAUAUCUCAGUUCACUCUUCAGCUCCAAACAUGAGCUACCAAGUGCUUACCGUCAGAAGUGCUAAUGAGUGACGUCCCUCACAAUGCACCGGCACUGAACUCAUGGAGUGUACUGCAGUGUGUCAUGGCAGAGGGUAAUACUGUACAUGAGACGGAGAGAAUUAGAAGAAUGAUUGGACUGUGUCUGCUGAGUUUUUCCAUGUUUUCACCUUAAAACACCAAAUAAAACAAAAAGUCUUAACCACC
This is a messenger RNA of Trematomus bernacchii (emerald rockcod), 7083 nucleotides long. Its product is annotated as tight junction protein ZO-2-like. The record is from RefSeq and is a predicted model, not a curated record. Gene Ontology annotation, biological process: cell-cell adhesion; positive regulation of blood-brain barrier permeability; protein localization to cell-cell junction. Gene Ontology annotation, cellular component: bicellular tight junction; plasma membrane. Gene Ontology annotation, molecular function: cell adhesion molecule binding. Lineage: Eukaryota; Metazoa; Chordata; Actinopteri; Perciformes; Nototheniidae. Bases 221 to 3856 code for a protein of 1211 amino acids. The transcript is spliced from 23 exons.